AUUUUUUAAAACCUGCUUUUGUUCUGUUUUCAGAGUGAAAUCAGCCUGUUUUCUACAAGCGCAUCCCUGUCGUAAUCCCUUCAUCAGCACAUUAACAAAGGAGGCUGAUGUUUGUGAGCCAUCGCUUCAUCCCCUCCCUGCAAACACUGCUGCUCAUCUAAAAGCCUUUUGCAAGCAGAGAGAGCAGCCAACAUGGCUCUGGACUCCCAGCUCUGGCCUCCUCUGAUCUUGCUGAGCGCUGGAUGUACUCUUAUCCUUCUGUCACCUGUGUGCGGCAAGGAGUGUCCUCGAUUAUGCGUGUGCGAGAUCCGCCCGUGGUUUACCCCCCAGUCGACCUACAAGGAGGCGACUACAGUGGACUGCAACGACUUGAGGCUGACGCACAUCCCCACCAACCUAUCAGCAGACACUCAGGUGCUUCUGCUUCAAAGCAACAUCAUCUCUCACACCACUGGAGAGCUGCAGGCCCUGUUCAACUUGACAGAACUGGAUUUGUCCCAGAACAACUUCACCACUGUGGGAGCUGUUGGCCUCAGAAACAUGAACCAUCUGACAACCCUCCAUCUGGAGGAGAACCAUAUCACUGAGCUACCAGAUCACUGCCUGGGGAACCUCUCCAGCCUCCAGGAGCUCUACAUCAACCACAACCAGAUAAGCUCCAUCUCCCCUCGAGCAUUCGCAGGCUUGAGCAGUCUGCUGCGGCUCCACCUCAACUCAAACAGGCUCCAUGUCAUAGAUAGCCGCUGGUUUGAAGAGACACCGAAUCUCGAGAUCCUCAUGAUCGGGGAGAACCCAGUUAUGGGACUUCUGAACAUGAACUUUAAGCCUCUUGGAAACCUGAGGAGUCUGGUUCUGGCAGGCAUGGAUCUCACUGAUGUUCCUGCUAACGCGUUUGUGGGUUUGGAUAAUCUGGAGAGCAUUUCAUUCUAUGACAACAAGUUGGUCAGAAUCCCUCAGCUGGCCCUUCAAAAAGUUCCCAAUCUGAAAUUCUUGGAUCUAAACAAAAACCCAGUUCAGAAAAUCCAAGAAGGAGACUUCAGAAACAUGUUGCACCUGAAAGAGCUGGGCAUCAACAACAUGAUGGAGCUAGUGUCCGUUGAUCGCUACGCUCUGGACAACCUGCCAGAACUGACUAAGCUAGAGGCCACCAACAACCCUAAACUGUCCUACAUCCACAGAUUGGCAUUCCGGGACAUGCCGUCCCUCGAGAGCCUGAUGCUCAACAACAAUGCUCUAACUGCUCUUUACCAGCACAACGUGGAGCUCCUGCCCAACCUGCGGGAGAUCAGCAUCCACAGCAACCCGCUGCGCUGUGACUGUGUGAUCCAGUGGAUGAGCUCCAACAGGACCACGGUGCGCUUCAUGGAGCCUCUAGCCAUGCUCUGCACCUCCCCAUCAGAGCUCAGAGGCCAGCGGGUCCGAGAAGUACGAUUCCUAGAGUCCUCGGAGCAGUGUCUCCCCCUCAUAUCUCAUGACACCUUCCCCAGCCAUUUGAACCUCGAGCUGGACGCUAGCGUUAGCCUGGACUGUCGGGCCGUAGCCGAACCAGAACCAGAAAUCUACUGGGUGACGCCUCUAGGAAACAAAAUCACAAUGGACACCGUGUCAGAGCAGUACCACCUAAGCAGCGAGGGGACUCUGCACCUGUCUCAUGUGCAGGUGGAAAACUCUGGCCGCUACACCUGCGUGGCUCACAACACGGAGGGCGCCGACACGUGGGUCACCACGAUCCGAGUGAACGGGACUCUUCUGGACAGCGCUGAGGUGAUGAAAAUCUACGUCAAGCAGACCGAAUCCCACUCCAUCCUGGUCUCCUGGAAAGUCAACUCUAAUGUCCUGUCCUCCAACCUGAAAUGGGCCUCAGCUACCAUGAAGAUCGACAACCCGCACAUCACCUACACCGCCAGGGUUCCUGUAGACGUUCACGAGUACAACCUGACACACCUGCAGCCUGCUACAGAGUAUGAAGUGUGUCUCAUGGUCUCCAACAUCCACCUGCAGACGCACAAGUCCUGCGUUAACGUGACGACACGCGGGGCUACCUUCGCUCUGGACCUGUCUGACCAGCACCCGAGCGUGGCCGUGCUGGCGGUCAUGUCAACCAUGCUGGCCUUCAUCAGCCUGGCCACUGCUGGCGUCUACAUGGCUCGCAGAUGGAAAAGGAAAAACUACCACCACUCCCUGAAGAAGUACAUGCUAAAGACCUCGUCCAUCCCUCUUAAUGAGCUCUACCCUCCACUCAUUAACCUGUGGGAGGCCGACGGGGAGAAGGACAAAGACGGCAGCACAGAGGGGAAGCCUUCUCCUGUCGACACCACACGUAGUUAUUAUAUGUGGUGAGGACAUCAGAAAGAGGUAGACACCCUCUCCAGCAGCACAAUGAGACACUCUUUUGCCAUUUUGGUGCAAAAGUGUAAGUCGCGAAUGUUUUAUUAUUAUUUUUUUGUUUAAACAGCUUUGCUAAUACGUAGCAGAGUGAUCGAAAGCAGGAUGUUCAUUACCAUAGCGUAUCGCCCGAGUCUCAUCUCUUAUUGGUUCUGGAGACGGCAGCUGUAUUUAGCCUCCAGGUGGGUCUUAGUUGCUCUGCUCUGUGGUGCGUUUUUGACUCAUUUUAUGGAAAAAUGAACAUUUUCUUUUCUUUGUUUUGUAAAACAGUUAAUCUGUUGUGCACUGAUAGAUAAAGAGGUUUGUAAUAACUUCCGAUUUAAAAACUGACAGCAGGGUUUAGACUCGGUAAAUUGUCUAAUUAAUGUUAGCAGUUGUGCAGUAAUGUUGUAUCAACUAUACCUUUGAACUUUCUAAUUUCCAUUAAAGAAAGUAGGACUUAGCCUGCUAAAUGACUGCUAGAAAUACAAACAUCUGUGAAAACCUCUCAGUUUUGUUUGUUUAGAUGCACUAGGAAGACGUAAGACUUUAUUUACGAAUUCCUUUGUUUUGAUUUUUGUAGCUAAUUGUUUAGUUUAUUACUUUCUCAUGCAACGUAUAUACUGAAUACAUCAUGAUAAAUAAAGUUUGUGUUCAUUUUUUUA
Molecule: messenger RNA, 3029 nt
Organism: Nothobranchius furzeri (turquoise killifish)
Lineage: Eukaryota; Metazoa; Chordata; Actinopteri; Cyprinodontiformes; Nothobranchiidae
Product: leucine-rich repeat neuronal protein 1
Cellular component (GO): extracellular matrix
Molecular function (GO): protein binding
Source: RefSeq, a predicted model, not a curated record